Molecule: messenger RNA, 1051 nt
Organism: Arabidopsis thaliana (thale cress)
Lineage: Eukaryota; Viridiplantae; Streptophyta; Magnoliopsida; Brassicales; Brassicaceae
Exons: 2
Coding region: 30-254 (74 amino acids)
Cellular component (GO): apoplast; plasma membrane
Source: RefSeq, marked reviewed
GAAUACAUAUUUUUAAAUCAAACAAAAGCAUGAACAAAGUCGUGGUUUACGUACUAGCUUUGAGUAUUCUCUUGUUCUUUGGAUUACCAAAUACAACACUGGCCCGAGUACAAUAUGGAUCUCCAGUUUCAAGGAAGGAAAUAGGAAAAGGGGUUUGGGAUCAAAAGGUCUUCAACGAGAUCAAGAUUGCUGUAGGAGGCAGUGAUUCAGUGCGAGCUCAUUCAAAAGAUCAUAAGAGCAACCCUAAUGGUUGACCGCUUACAAGGGCUCUUCCAAAUUUUUAAAGCAUAAAUUUUGAGAAAUUAAAUGUUAAGAGUUUUUGUUGGGCCUUAAAAUUUUUUCUAUGUCUAAUGGUAGAGCCCUUUAAGUGAGUUUCUUAAUCCAACUUUUCUGAUCCAAUAUUCACAAAUUGGAAACUAAUCCAGCCAAAAAAAGUUUCACUUUAUAUGGAGUGAUGAUGACUGAUUCAGUUUCAUACCUCUUCUCUUAAAGCUAUUUCAUUGUUUUGAACACCUUCUUACGAAUAUAUCAUAGUUUCACACUUUGAACCUAUUGGUAGGAUCUGUAAAAAAGAGCAAGUAGAAACCAUUAGGUUGAUUGAUCAUCUUUGAAAUUGGAUUUUCUGCACCAACAAUCUAUAAAAGAAGGGCAUUUACAUAAGAAACACAACCCUCUAUCAAGAUACCAUAAAAGAAGUGUUGACGAGGUACUAACUGAUAAAAGAUUGUCGUUCGACCUCUGCAAAUCAUCAAAAACUACCUCAAACAGAGUUUUCAAAGAUAUUGGCUUUCGUGACUCUUGACUCAGAUUGAGCAUCACAGUUUUAUCUUGACCAAUACCUACACAAUCAUCAAUAUUCUCAUGAGGUCUCAAAAGAGCUUUAAAUGUUAGGAUAAGGAUACAUUCCUUAUUAGAUAUCUGUCAAUAUUCUUGUGUAUAUUCGUAUACGUUUACAUACCGACUCUCUUGUACUAUAUAUAUUCUCAUAUUCACAUCAAUAAUACUCAAGCAAUUCUAUUCACUUUGGCAUGGUAUCAGAGCCAAAACCCUA